ACUUCCUCAUUUCUAUAAUAUUGGGUUAGUGGUGUCCAGUAGGUUGCACUCGAGCUGCGCUUGUGCGGAGAAGCAACAGCAGCUGGAAAACAAGCACUGCAAACCAGUUUAUUUAGUGGCCCACUAGGUAAAAGAGCGAGUUGCCGCUCUCUUAGCUGCCUACGCAGCUCGGGUCUCAGCUGACGCAGCUGCCGCUUUGGUUUGCUGUCUUUUUGCCAAAACUCACAAUUUUGCACAUUCGCCUGUUGAGUUGGGUUCGGCCGUUUGAACUCGCAACAACGCGUCGCGUGUGCAGAUUGAACACAAAAAUAAAGUUGUUUGGGUGUGAAAAAUGUAAAAUUAAUUCCAUAUACGCGACGUUUAACAUUUGAGAGAGAAAAAUAAAAGAAAUAAGUAGUCAACAGAAAUCAAUUUUCAUAGAUGUGCUUUGAGCUUGUUGACCUGGUUACGGAUAUUUUUUUUUUUUUAAUUAAAUGAGCAAUGGAAUUGCCAGUAUUUUUAUUGCUCUUGCCACUUCUAGGCAGCCUUUGCGUUGUAGCCACGAUAAAUGAUGCAACAGCCGCAGCAGCAGCAGCGAGGCAUCGCAAAAAUGCAACAGAGACAAGAGUAGCUCCAACCGAGGUCUUUAUCCACAACAGUAGCCGUGCCAGCGGUUCCCGCGGCCAUAGAUCGCGCGCUGUUGCACAAUACAAACUACCGCUCGAUGGUGCACCAGCGCCGCUGGACAGCAGAGAGGCCAGCGUCAGAGUGCAGCCCAUGCGCAGGCGUAACCAGGUGGUGCUGCGCCGCAGGCCAACGACAACAACAACGUCGAGCACAACGACAACAACGUCAACCACAACGACGACGACGACGACAACAACAACAACUCCGCGUCCGAGUUUGGCCAACGGCUUCAAUUUCUUCAAUCCGAGCUUUUGGAGUUUUGGCCAGCAGAGCCUGGUGCCAGUGAGUGCGCCCACAAAACAUCCACAUCCGCCCAAGAAGUUCACGCACUCAACGGCAACCGGCUCCAAGGAGGAGAAACUCAACUAUCGCAAGCAACAAAAGACAACACCGAAUCCAAGGCACAAAUCGAGUAGCUCAACGACAACAUCUACCACCACGGAGGGUCCAUUCCGCAUAGCACUGCCAACGCUUACAUUUCCCAGCGCUGCGGGCGGCGCCACCGACAAGGAGAAGGAUAAGCGAGCUGCAGCCGAUCUGCGCCAGCGUUUCAAUUGUCCGCGCGAGAACGAGGUGCGUUUUCAGCUAUUUCCAAAGAUCUGCAAGUCCGAUAAGGACUGCUUAGUUUGGCAGCGGGACGAGAUCUGCUGCGACAUCUUUGGCGCCAGCAGCUGCGUAGCGGGAGUUGCCAAGCCCCUGGAAGAAACAGAGCACGCACCCAUAUUGGGCUUGAUACCGCGCAAGUGUCCGGCGCGUCCGCUGGCCGAACUCUGGUGGGAUGUGCAGGAAUGCCGCACAGAUAUGGACUGCUGGCCGCGUGUCUGUUGCCCGGAUGGACGCCGGCGCUAUUGCCGCACCUCCCAGCCGGAGCUGCAGACAGUUCCGGUGCCGGUCAAGCGCUCCUUCGACUACCUGACGGAGUACUUGGAGUGUACAGCACCGCCGCCGACCAUUUUUGAUCUGCAUCCAAAAUCCUGCACCUCCACGCUGGACUGCUUUCCAAAUGUGUGCUGCCAGGAGGCGGGCCUGCGACACUGUCGUCCGCCCAAGAAGUCUGUGCUCACACUGAUGGCCAACUUUCUGAACGUGGACUUUGUGAAGCGUUUGACCCAGAACAUCGUUAUCAAGUAGUUACAAUUCAGCUAACAUACACAGGCACAUUCAUCUGCACACAUGUACAUACAUGCAUACAUGCAUAAAUGUAUUUAUAUACACAAAUCGUUUAUACGAGCACAUUCUGUUUUUCAAUUGCGUGAAGUUGAGGCUUUGCCUAUUUUAUUUAUUUUUUUUUAGUAGAAUGCACACAUUUGAAAACUGUUUUUGACUUGUUAUUUUUAAUAAACAGUUGAUACGUGCUAAAUAAUAUUUAUGCAGCAAGCAUUUUUAUUGCUUAUAAAAAAUGUGUUUCCCAACACUCAAAACAACGUUUGUGAUUCACGUAUAAACGAGCCUGUUCAUGCCAACAUUUACAGUUAUGCGACUGAGUACUUUUAUUUACUCAAUUUCGAAAUUGUUGUUAUUCUUUAACUGAUAACUGUUAUGUGUACAUACGUAGAUACAGUGGAACCAGCAAUGAGACCUUCUUAAACUGUACUUUUAGUCUUAGAUAAUAAAAGUGAUUUAUCAACGCUUCCACUUUGA
Drosophila virilis is the source of this 2307-nucleotide messenger RNA. RefSeq lists its product as uncharacterized. NCBI's taxonomy places the organism in Eukaryota, Metazoa, Arthropoda, Insecta, Diptera, Drosophilidae. The record is from RefSeq and is a predicted model, not a curated record.